Rodentolepis nana is the source of this 468-nucleotide messenger RNA. The record is from the annotation of a GenBank genome assembly. NCBI's taxonomy places the organism in Eukaryota, Metazoa, Platyhelminthes, Cestoda, Cyclophyllidea, Hymenolepididae.
AUGCCACGGCAAUUGGGCAAAUACAUGCAAUCCUGUUGGCACCAGAAUCCAAAUCGUCGACCAACUUUCGCCAGUUUGGUGAUUAGCCUGAGCCAGUUGAAACGGGAGUACUGUGAGACCGCAGAACUUUCUUCUCCUACCGAUUCGGGUAUUCUCUCAAUGCCUCGUCAACAGAUCAGCAAACCCUCUCUAUCAAAUUCUCCAAAUUUUCAAGAAAUUCGAGAAAAUUCUAGAUCUCGCCCAUCCUCCUCUGUGACCACUCCUGUUCAAACCCCAACAGAAAGCCAAUCAUCUCAGAUCAAUGUAAACUCCCAGGGAUCUCGCUUGCCUCGAAUAAAACCGAUUAUGACUGAUGAUGAUAUUCAAGUUGAAUUACCAGCGGAGAUGACCUCUCCAGGCAACACAUCAACAACAACAACGACAGUAACAACCGUUAGAAGGAAUUCUGAUGGUGGCGAAAGUUUCUAA